Molecule: messenger RNA, 2211 nt
Organism: Medicago truncatula (barrel medic)
Lineage: Eukaryota; Viridiplantae; Streptophyta; Magnoliopsida; Fabales; Fabaceae
Product: 65-kDa microtubule-associated protein 1
Exons: 10
Coding region: 249-1997 (582 amino acids)
Biological process (GO): cytokinesis by cell plate formation; microtubule cytoskeleton organization
Cellular component (GO): cytoplasm; spindle
Molecular function (GO): microtubule binding
Source: RefSeq, a predicted model, not a curated record
CUGUACGCUCUCUGUCUUCUCUUCUUCUUGUUCAUCUCGUUCUUAUAUCUAAAAUCUAGCAGUAGUACUACUAAUCUAAUCUAAUCUAUUUAUUAAUCACUCGUCACUAUAAACAAUAGACUAUACUAGACUUUGUCACUAUUACACACUCACUCACUCUCAAGAAACACAACACACACUCUGUUUCUUUUCAGAUCUGAAACUUCACAAACCCUAACCCACGUUCAUACGGUUGCUCUGGAACUUCAAUGGCCGUAACUGAAGCUCAAAACCCUCUUAUUGGAGAGAACACAUGUGGUUCCUUGUUGAAGAAGCUGCAGGAAAUAUGGGAUGAGGUUGGUGAAAGUGACGAGGAACGGGACAAGAUGCUUCUUCAGUUAGAGCAGGAGUGCUUGGAUGUGUACAAGAGAAAGGUUGAACAUGCUGCAAAGUCAAGGGCACAACUACUUCAAGCAUUGUCUGAUGCUAAGCUUGAGCUUUCAACACUUCUAUCUGCUCUUGGUGAAAAGGGCUUUGCUGGAAUUCCUGAUAAUACUUCUGGAACUAUCAAGGAACAGCUUGCAGCUAUAGCACCAGCACUUGAACAGCUAUGGCAACAAAAGGAAGAAAGGAUAAAGGAUUUCUCAGAUGUACAGUCACAGAUUCAAAAAAUAUGUGGAGAGAUAACUGGGAGCUUGAACCUUAAUGAUGUACCUGCAGUUGAUGAGUCGGACCUGACCCUGAAGAAGUUUGAAGAAUAUCAAUCUGAGCUUCAAGAACUUCAAAAGGAAAAGAGUGACAGGUUGCAAAAGGUUUUUGAAUUUGUGAGUACUGUGCAUGAUCUAUGUGCUGUCCUUGGUAUGGACUUCUUUAGUACGGUAACUGAGGUCCAUCCAAGCCUGAAUGAUUCUACUGGUGUGCAAUCCAAAAGCAUAAGCAAUGAAACUCUAGCCAGGCUUGCUAACACAGUUUUAACGCUGAAAGAAGAUAAAAAGCAGAGGUUGCACAAGCUCCAAGAAUUAGCUUCUCAAUUAAUUGAUCUGUGGAAUCUAAUGGAUACCCCUCCAGAGGAAAGGAAACUGUUUGACCAUGUUACCUGUAACAUCUCAGCUUCUGUCGAUGAAGUCACUAUUCCUGGUGCCCUUGCUCUGGAUCUGAUUGAGCAGGCUGAAGUGGAAGUUGAGAGACUUGACCAGCUUAAAGCAAGCAGGAUGAAGGAAAUUGCUUUCAAGAAGCAAUCAGAACUUGAAGUGAUAUUUGCUAAUGCUCAUAUAGAAAUAGAUUCGGAUGCUGCAAGAGAGAAGAUUAUGGCAUUGAUUGAUUCUGGAGACAUUGAACCAACUGAAUUACUGGCUGAUAUGGACAAUCAAAUAGCGAAAGCUCAAGAAGAAGCUUUAAGCCGAAAAGAUAUAUUGGACAAGGUUGAGAAAUGGAUGUCAGCAUGUGAAGAGGAGAGCUGGCUUGAGGACUAUAAUCGGGAUGACAACAGGUAUAAUGCAAGCAGAGGUGCACACUUAAACCUCAAGAGAGCAGAGAAAGCUCGGAUACUGGUAAAUAAAAUUCCCGCUUUGGUUGAUACAUUGGUUGCGAAAACACGUGCAUGGGAAGAGACUCAUGAUAUGUCAUUCACAUAUGACGGCGUUCCUCUUCUUGCCAUGUUAGAUGAAUAUGCCAUGCUUAGGCAUGAACGGGAAGAAGAAAAACGAAGAAUGAGGGAUCAGAAGAAAUUUCAGGAGCUGCAAAGCACGGAACCAGAGGCCCCCUUUGGUUCAAAACCCAGCCCUGCUAGGCCAGUUAGCGCUGCUAAGAAGGUAGGUGGCCCUCGUGCUAAUGGAGGGGCCAACGGUACUCCUAACCGACGGCUAUCGCUUAAUGCUCAUCAAAAUGGAAGCAGGUCCAUAUCAAAAGAUGGAAAAAGGGAUAAUAGACCAGUUGCUCCUGUGAAUUAUGUGGCCAUGUCAAAAGAAGAUGCUGCUUCCCACGUUUCUGGUACUGAACCCAUCCCAACAUCACCCUAAUGAGAGCUUAGUUUCCAACCUCAAUUCAUCUUUGUAGCGUUGUCAUAUUACUAGUUACUGUUUUAGGAAUAUAAUAUGUAAGUGACAAGUAAUUAGAGAGGAACUGUUCUGAGCUGUGUAUGGUAUAUUUUCCAUUUGGAGGUUUACUAAUACAUGUUGGAUUAUUCCAUUGAAGUCCUUAAGUAUGAAAAUAUACGGUAGUAGUUUUGUCUUU